AUGCCUCACGAAAUUGAUCUGAAUGGAAAUCCCAGAAAUCCUUGGCAUAAUAUCAUAGAGGAACUUGGAGAUCCUGAAGAACAGGCCAAUCAACGAAAUCGUCAGCACCUUCAACCUCCUCGUCCAUAUAUUGGCGACAAUACAUAUAUUGCAGCCGAUCAGCGAGGCCAUGAAUUAAUAGGGUUCCCCGAAGAGGUAUCACAGAAAGCUACUCAAGCUGCCAAUCAUGUCACUUUUCGAAUGCCCACUAAGAUUUACUCGCCUGAAAGAUACAGUGUAUCAUCUCGAAAUAGCAACAGCAUUUCGCCAACAAGAAAAUAUGACUCACAAUAUUCACCUUCACCUACAAGGCCACUAUUAAGGUCCGAUGUACUCGGCAGUGGAUUCAAGCCGGCAGGAAUAUCGCAGGGAAGAACCCGAAUUCCUGAUAUACCCGAUAUGGAUGGUGAUACAGCUACAGAGACAACUUGUUCUUCAAGCACAAAAAUUCCAGAACCUCGACAAGCCAAUGAACCAUCAGCUGGCCACAUCGCCAGCCCGCAGAACUCGGAUCCUUUCUGUGGCUAUGACUUUGACGAUGGUAACAGUGAAAAGAAUGGCGAUGACGAUGAAGUGCGCAGACAUGGAACUAGUGAUCAUUCAUGGCAGAAAGAAGGACCUGAAGAGUUUGUACCCUUCCCAGACCUUGAAAACUCCUACUAUCCAAUCAAUCCACCACAGGAUUUCUACGACCCGUUUUCAUUUGAAAGUUACUAUAACGACGAUGGUUCGGCUAUGGAGUCUUCAUCGGAUGACCCCACAGUUAAAGAGAAGGGGGAAGACGAUGAUGAUAUGGACCAAUUCAUGGAUUUAUACGAAAAUGGGGAAGGGCAGUCAGAUCUAGCCGCCAGGCAGGUUCGUAUGGUGAACGGUAACUUAGUGUUGGAUUGUCCAGUCUCUGAUGUGCUUCUAAACAAGUAUAAAGUUCCGCUUACUGAAAGAGAUAGAGAGUUUCUCUUCAUGAGAUUCCAGGCCUGCACUGCAGAUCCCAACGAAUUCUUGGAAAAGAACUUCAGUCUUAGACAGAGAUUCUACACGCAGCCAAGAGGGACAGAAAUGCUGGUUGUGAUCACCAUGUACAACGAAUCUGAAAUACUACUUGCCAGGACAUUAAAGGCUGUAUUCAAAAACAUUCGAUACCUUUAUUCUUUAAAGCACAGUUCAACUUGGGGCAGAGACGCAUGGCAAAAAAUUGUUGUAUGCGUAGUGAGUGAUGGAAGAAGGAAGAUCAAUCUCAAAUCCAAGGCUCUUUUGGCAGCCAUGGGGGUGUACCAGGAAGGAUUUGCUAAGAAUAAGAUUAACGAAGAUAAAGUUGUCAGCCAUAUUUACGAGUAUACCACCAUGGUUGGCAUUUCAAAAAUAUAUCGUGAUCAUGUGACCCUUACAACUGAAAACCAGGUUCCUGUUCAGAUGAUAUUCUGUUUGAAGGAGAAAAACCAGCAGAAGAUCAAUUCUCAUGCCUGGGCCUUCCAGGCUUUUGCCAAAAUCUUGCAGCCAAACAUUGUCACAUUAGUUGAUGUUGGUACCGAGCCUCAAACUAAGUCGUUGUAUAGACUCUGGAAGUCUUUCAAAGAUCCUCGUGUGGCUGGUGCCUGUGGAGAAAUCAAGGCAAGUUUGGGAGCCCAUGAUAAGCUCCUUUUAAAUCCGUUGGUUGCUGCCCAGAAUUUUGAGUAUAAAACCUCUAAUAUUCUUGAUAAGCCUAUGGAGUCUGUUUUUGGCUUUGUCACAGUCUUGCCUGGUGCAUUCAGUGCAUAUAGAUACCAAGCAUUGUUAGGAGCACCUCUAGAUAAAUAUUUUAAAGGCCAAGAUUUGAAAAAGAGCAACGAUGACGGUAUUUUCAACGCUAACAUGUAUCUUGCCGAAGACAGAAUUCUCUGCUUUGAAUUGGUGGCCAAAAAAAACUGUUCCUGGAUUCUAAAGUACGUCAAUUCUGCAAGUGCCUAUACUGAUGUUCCGGAGCAUCUUCACGAGCUAAUCAGCCAAAGAAGAAGAUGGUUGAAUGGUUCAUUUUUCUCGGCUAUCUAUUCAUUGUGCCAUUUCUAUCGAACCUGGCAUACCUCGCAUUCCCUUGGGCGCAAAAUAUUGCUUCAUAUCGAGUUCAGUUACCAGCUUCUUAACUUACUUGUUUCCUGGUUCUCAUUAGGUUCAUACUACCUUGUCUUCAGAACAUUGACUGUGUAUCUCGGUGAUUCGGACUCGAACUUUGCACCGGGAAAUGUACUUUCCGUCAUAUUCUUGUGGAUCUACUUGGCAUCUUUGGCUACAACAUUUGUUCUAGCCCUUGGCAACAAGCCCAAAGGUACCAAGAAGUUCUACUUAGCCAUUGUGUGGUUCUUCGCAAUUCUCAUGAUCUACAUGAUCUUUGCUGCCAUUUAUAUGGGCAUUCAGGCUAUUCAGGAUAUCCUCCAAGAACAUUCAUCCGACUUCAAAAUCAAGUAUCUAUUUACAGAGACUCGAUUUAGAGACUUGAUCGUGGCCACUUCUUCCACGUAUCUCCUCUAUUUGGUAGGUUUCACAAUGUACUUGCAACCAUGGCAUAUGUUCAACAGUUUUAUCCAAUAUCUGUUAUUAAGUCCGUCAUAUACCAAUGUGUUUAAUGUGUAUGCUUUCUGUAACAUGCACGAUAUAUCCUGGGGUACAAGAGGAGAAGACAAUGCAAACGAUCUCGGUGUCGCUAAAACCACCAAAAAUGCAACGGAUGGGGAGUUGGAAAUUGUGAUUCCAACCACCAAGCAUCAGAUCGAUAUGGCGUAUAGAAAGAUAGUGGAGGAGCUUACCACGAGAGAUGAAAGUCCUGCUGAGGAGACACUGAGUAUGGAUGAAAAAACAUCCUUUUACUAUGCCAAUAUGAGAUCUAUUACUCUUCUAGUCUGGUUGUUCACAAACUUUGUUCUUGUUGCUGUUGUUACUGAUACAGGAGGGUUAUCGCAACUUUCCAGUGACAGCAGCGACGACGAUCCGUUGCCAAUGAAUAAAACGUUCAUCUUCCUUACGGUGAUUCUAUGGAUAGUGGCAUUUAUGGCUCUUUUCAGGUUCGUCGGAUCCUCGACAUAUCUUAUUCUCAAGCUUGUAGACAGGUUCAGGUUACGCAAAUUCAGAAAGAGUUACAGUAUCCGAGGAGCACAAUACGAUGUAUAA
Brettanomyces nanus is the source of this 3177-nucleotide messenger RNA. RefSeq lists its product as uncharacterized. The record is from RefSeq and is a predicted model, not a curated record. Gene Ontology annotation, cellular component: cell periphery; cell septum. The transcript has a single exon. Gene Ontology annotation, molecular function: chitin synthase activity. Bases 1 to 3177 code for a protein of 1058 amino acids. NCBI's taxonomy places the organism in Eukaryota, Fungi, Ascomycota, Pichiomycetes, Pichiales, Pichiaceae.